Messenger RNA from Adineta steineri, 1998 nucleotides. NCBI's taxonomy places the organism in Eukaryota, Metazoa, Rotifera, Eurotatoria, Adinetida, Adinetidae. The record is from the annotation of a GenBank genome assembly.
AUGAACUCGAAACGAAAAGUAAGCGUAAGUUUUGAAUGUAUACAAGAACAAGAACGUUUGGAAACCUCAUUAGAAGCAGUUCCUAAACAAAAAAAACGUUUCCAUCGAUCUUCGAGCAAACAAAACCAUGUUUCAAAAGGACAUGCACAAAAACAACAUCAAGAAAAAAUUCCGUUUUGUGAUGAUAUGACUGAUAAAUUAACUUAUAAAAUUACUGAUAUCAAUCUGGCUGAAUCGGGUAGAAAACUUAUAUCAAUGGCUGAGGCUGAAAUGCCAGGAGUGAUGCAAUUGAAAAAAAUUCAUGGUCCUAAGAAACCAUUGAAGGGUGUUCGUCUUGCUGGAUGUUUACAUGUAACAGCACAAACAGCAGUUAUGAUAGAAGCGUUACGGGAAAUGGGUGCACAAAUUCAGUGGAGUUGUUGCAAUCCAUUAUCAACACAAGAUAACAUAGCAGCGGCAUUGGCUAAAGCUGGAAUAUCCAUUUAUGCAUGGCAAGGUGAAACUGAUGAAGAAAAACUAUGGUGUAUAGAUCAGACAAUUUAUUUUCCUGAUGGUCAACCAUUGAAUGCAAUAUUAGAUGAUGGUUGUAAUUUAACACGAAUCGUACAUGAAAAAUAUCCCCAUUUGACAAGUGGUAUACAUGGUAGUAGUGAAGAGACAACAGCUGGUAUUACAAAAUUACGUAAAUUAUUAAAAGAUAAAAGAUUAAAAAUUCCAAUAAUUAAUGUCAAUGAUAGUGUAACUAAAUCAAAAUUUGAUAAUAAUUAUGGAUGUGGUGAAGGUGUCAUUGAUGGAAUUAAACGAGCUACAGAUGUAAUGAUUGGAGGAAAAAAUGUUGUAAUUAUUGGAUAUGGUAAUGUAGGUAAAGGAUGUGCAAAAGCAUUUAGUGGUUUUGGAGCACGAGUAGUUAUUAUCGAAGUUGAUCCAAUUUGUGCUUUACAAGCUACAAUGGAUGGACAUCAAGUGAUAACGAUGGUCGAAGCAUGUAAAAUUGGUCAAAUAUAUGUAACAGCGACUGGUUCAACUAAUUUGAUUCGUGAAGAACAUAUGAUGGAAAUGUGUGAUAUGGCUAUUUUAUGUAAUAUCGGUUCAGGUCAAACAGAAAUUGAUAUUGCAUGGUUAAAAGCUAAUGCAGUAAAAAUUGAAAAUAUUAAACCACAACUUGAUAUUUAUCAUUUAUCGAAUGGUCGUGCUCUCAUUGUACCAGCUGACGGUCGUGUGAUUAAUCUUUCUUGUGCACACGGUAAUCCAAGUUUCGUUAUGAGCAAUUCACUAUCGAAUCAAAUCUUAGCACAUAUUGAAUUGUUUACCAAAAAAGGUCAAUAUCCAGUUGGAAUUCAUACUCUUCCAAAAAUUUUAUUAACUGUUCAUCGUCCUUUAGGUUCAUCAGCAACAAACUUUACGACAGAAAUACCACCUUCAUCAACAACAAUAGAGGUGUCCUUUUCAUCGUUUACAACAGAUCUAUCUUCACCAUUUACAAUAACAACAUCUGCAUCUAGUAAUCAAUCAUACGCUAUUCCUUUAUUUCAAACUAAGCGUUUGCCUAUUAAUCCUGAUAUUGUCGCACCCGAUGGUUCACUAGUGCGUAAUUUAUUAUCAACAAAUGGUGGUAGUAUGGCACAAUUUGAUCUACCUCCUGGAAUGAUAUCAAAUGCUGUUGAACAUCGAAAUGUUUAUGAAAUAUGGUAUUUUUUAUCGGGUCAAGGAGAAUUUUGGCGUAAACAAAAUGAUAAAGAAGAAGUUGUAAACGUCGACAGCAAUGUAUGCAUUACUAUACCAGUCGGCACACAAUUUCAGUUUCGUACAAUUGGACAAAAAACUCUCGUGGCAGUGGCAAUUACCAUGCCACCAUGGCCAGGAAACGAUGAAGCUAUGCCAAGGCAAGGUAUCUGGAAUGCAAGUUUAACUGGAGUUGGAAACUCAUCAACAAUGUUAUUUGAUUUUAACUAUUUAUUUAUGAGUAUUAUCAUCUUCUUCACUGUAAUAAUAUUCUGA